GGCGUUUUUUUUCGGCCAACAGCCGGCCAGCAGUUGUUGCAGGCCGGCCUCGUUGGGAAGCAGGUUCAUUUUCCGACAGCCACUGCGUGCGGAAGCACUCUCUGAUGGCGCGGACGGCGCGGCAGAGCGCGCGGCGCGGCCGCCGUCUGUUCCAGCUCGGCGUCGGCGCGCCCCUCGGCGAACAGCAGGUGCAGCUGACGGUCGGCCAGGCAGAAGCCGCUGAUGCCAGGUGUGCUGACGUCGCCGGGCCGGCGCGGCGCGGCGCCCUCGGCCGCCGCCGGGCUGGGCGGCUCGUUGAGCUGCUGGAUGAGCUGCAGCACGCCGCUGCGCUGCAGGCCGCGCUGCGAGACGACGGCCAGCAGGCGGCCGUAGGCGCAGCGCGCCGGCGCCGGCCGCGGCAGCAGGUCCAGCGGCACGGCCAGCGACACGGAGACGGACAGCUGCGCCGCCGACUGCAGCAGCUGCAGCGGCCCGAACGGCGGCGGACACGUGCCGCGCUCAAUGUCGGCCGCCGGAGAGGCAGCCGGUCCGGCCGGCACCGCUGUCAGCGGCACCUCCACACUGAGCAGACGCACGCCGCGCGUCAGGGCAGAGACGUCCACCACCACCUGCCGCGCACACAGAGGGCCGACAGUGGUGACAGCGCGCGGCGGGUCAGACCUCACAGUGGGGAUAGCGGCAGCGGGUCAGACACCCUUAUAGAACAGCACGGGGCGGAGCCGACAAAAGAGGACGAGGAGACGGUCAUACAGCCGACUGAGGUCCGGGCACCGACUGACUCAAAGUGAACAUGUCACACAUUUCUAAAUGGCUUCUGUAGGACGGAAUAGUGUCUCUUCCUUCCAAGGCUUACUUGCAGAAUAAUAUGGAAAGACACAAUUUUACAAGUUGUGUUUUUAUGACAUAAGUU
Amphibalanus amphitrite is the source of this 910-nucleotide messenger RNA. RefSeq lists its product as uncharacterized. The transcript is spliced from 2 exons. Lineage: Eukaryota; Metazoa; Arthropoda; Thecostraca; Balanomorpha; Balanidae. The coding region runs from base 105 to 788 and encodes 227 amino acids. The record is from RefSeq and is a predicted model, not a curated record.